AAGGAUCCGGUUUUGGAAGACUUGUUUGGAGUGUUGGCUAGGUUGUGCGGAUUUUUGUCUGUGGGGAGUAGGAAGAAAAACAAUGAGCAAACAAAAGGAUUCGAUUGAGCGAGAGAUGGCAGAGUUGGAGGAUGAUGGGCGGAGUACGCCGUUGAGCGUGUUCAGCCUGCCAUUGUUGCCGGUGGUGAAGAGGUUGGAGGCCGUGCCCGGGCCGUCUACGCCAAAGUUGGCUCGUCGUGUCGGAGCUGACAGGGAGGUGCAGUUUCCAGGAGCUGUGCGGGAGCUUGCUGAAACGUUUUCAAGGUUUGACGCAGAUCGCUGGGCUCGGAUUCAUACGUUGGUGCCAGUGGUUGAUACUCAGGCUUGUACCGAUGCUGUGCGAGCUGGGCUGGAGCAGUCACUGUCUGCAAACCAAAAGCGGGUGGAGGAGCUGAGGAUUGACAACCAGCAAAUGGAAGAUGAGGCUGCUGGAUUGGAGAGGCGUCGUGCUGCUGUGGAGGAGCAGAUGAAGCAGGAUCAGGCGUUUCUGGAAAGUGCAGGGACAAUGGCAACGGCGGCUACAGCUCAGGCCAAGGAGGCCUUUUCAAUGGCGGUCGCUGCAAGUGUGGCAGCCUUGAAGAGCUCGAUUGGUGGUAAAUUCCCCUUGUUGCUGCCAAACUCGGUGGUGACGUGCAAGGAAGAAGGAUUGGUGAAAAUUUAUCGUGUCCGUGGAGGCGAUGGCGUGCAGAUUGUUGUUGGUCCGGAUUCUGACAUGAUGGAAGUAUGGAUGGACAAGGUGAAGGUGAUGGAUGGCGGGAGAUCAGUGCAGGAAACGAGAAGACAGGAGGGCGAGUCGCAGCAAGCAUUGAAGGUUGUUCUGGAUGCAGUAGUGGCUAGUCCCUUGAUGGGGUGUGUUCCACGGCCGUCGGUGGUGUCGGCAGAGAUGGAGUUCGAGGAAGAUGAUGAAGGGUCCUCAGUAUUUUUGUCCAGGAGUUCAAGGAGGACGAUGGCGGAUCUGUUUUUUGGAGGUGCUGUUGGAGAUUGGGUAUUCAAGCCUGAGGACAAGGCGGAGUAUAUCAAGAACGUAUGUGUGCGCAUGGGAAUCUCGGAGAGGAACUUCCGCCGUGUUUGGAGUAUGCGGUUGCCUGUGCCAGGGACUGCAGUGCAGAGUGUCCGGUAUAUCAAUGAUUAUUAUGGAAUCGGAGGUGAAAAACGGAUGGGAGAUGACGGCAAGGAGAAGGUUUUGGUUUUCGGGACGUCAUUGGUGGCUGUCUGGUUUCUGUGUGAUCCAGAUAAGGCGUUUCUGACAAGAGUUGGGGCGUUGGAGGACGUUCCACCAGCUUAUGAUUUUCGGCAUUUGACAGAGGGGAUGCCUUAUGAGGUGUAUCAGUAUGGUGUAAGUGGAUUAACCACUGUUGUUAGAUCUUCGAAAAGCCAGUGGACGCCGGAGGAUGUGCGUCGUCGAGUGUACCAAGAUUUGCGCCUGCACGAUGACUUCCAAUUUACGCAGCUGUGCGUUCGUGUGGGAACUAAUGACAUUAAGCAUAUGUGUAACCUGAGGUCUGGGGCAAAAUAUGCAACAAUGACGGAGUUGAACGCUGCGAUGAGGGUGUACUUUGCAAAGCUGGCAGAGGUUUUCAAGUGUCCGGUCUUUGCACUGGGCGCUCCUCCUCCAGGGAAGUGGGAAGGAGGCAGAACAAAAUUUUGA
Messenger RNA from Notodromas monacha, 1687 nucleotides. NCBI's taxonomy places the organism in Eukaryota, Metazoa, Arthropoda, Ostracoda, Podocopida, Cyprididae. The record is from the annotation of a GenBank genome assembly.